Molecule: messenger RNA, 2050 nt
Organism: Chilo suppressalis (striped riceborer)
Lineage: Eukaryota; Metazoa; Arthropoda; Insecta; Lepidoptera; Crambidae
Source: the annotation of a GenBank genome assembly
AGGAAUGCCCCCGGGCCCAGGAGCAAGGCGGCGACCAGAGGUCACUGCCGAAGCUGUGCAGCCAGGAAGAGGAGCCGGGAAGGCCACCCCAGGGCGGUGUCGUCACCUUCGAGCCAAUCCAACACGACCACGACUUCUGCGAGCGCGUUGUCAUCAACAUCAGCGGCCUGAAGUUCGAAACACAACUUCGCACGUUGAACCAAUUCCCAGAGACUCUUCUGGGCGACCCAUCCCGGAGAAUACGAUACUUUGACCCGUUACGGAACGAGUACUUCUUCGAUCGGAACCGACCAUCGUUCGACGCCAUCUUGUACUACUACCAGAGCGGAGGCCGGCUGCGGCGCCCCGUCAACGUUCCACUCGACGUCUUCUCGGAGGAGAUCAAAUUCUACGAACUCGGAGAACAAGCCAUCAACAAAUUCCGUGAGGAUGAGGGCUUCAUAAAAGAGGAAGAAAAACCGUUGCCCUCCAACGAACGUCAGCGCAAAAUCUGGCUGUUGUUCGAAUAUCCCGAGAGCUCCCAGGCUGCUCGCGUUGUGGCCAUCAUCUCAGUGUUCGUCAUCCUGCUUUCCAUCGUGAUUUUCUGCCUCGAGACCCUGCCUGAGUUCAAACACUACAAGGUGUUCAACACCACCACCAACGGAACCAAGAUCGAGGAGGACGAAGUGCCAGACAUCACCGACCCAUUCUUCCUGAUAGAAACCCUCUGCAUCAUAUGGUUUACGUUUGAGUUAAUAGUGCGGUUCUUAGCGUGUCCGAAUAAAUUUAACUUUUUCCGCGACGUGAUGAACAUAAUCGAUAUAAUCGCCAUCAUCCCGUACUUCAUCACCCUGGCGACCGUGGUUGCCGAGGAAGAGGACACAUUGAACCUACCCCGCGCUCCGGUGUCACCACAGGACAAGUCCACCAACCAAGCCAUGAGUCUCGCCAUCUUGCGGGUCAUUCGUCUCGUACGAGUGUUCCGUAUCUUCAAACUCUCCCGUCACUCCAAGGGAUUACAGAUUCUCGGUCGGACACUCAAGGCAUCCAUGCGCGAGCUCGGGCUUUUAAUUUUCUUCUUGUUCAUAGGUAAGUGGUCGACUUCAUGGAUUUAUCAUAUGCUUAUAACAUUAAAUAAAACCUUUUACAAUUUCAUGAUAACACUUAAAACUUUUGAAAUAAAAUGUAAUAUGAAAAGAAUUAAUUUGUAAUUGUGUAAUGACGUAAAUAGUAUAGAAUAUUCAUAAGGAGAUUGUGAUGAUAUGGGCGCGUCGGAGCGAGUGCGGAGCUCGGCGGCGCACGCGGAGCGGGCUCGAGCGAGCGUGCACAAUACGUUUUGUGUUCGCAGGGGUGAUCGUGUUCUCCAGUGCCGUUUACUUUGCUGAUAAAGAUUGUGCCGAUUCCAAUUUUUCUUCUAUCCCCGAUGCAUUUUGGUGGGCAGUAAUAACGAUGACUACCGUCGGCUAUGGAGACAUGAGGUAACCCGAGUCGCGUACCCGCCCUACGCCCGCUCGCAGCUCCCUGGCACUGUAUGUCGCACUCUAUUCUCCGUUGGUGUGUGCUUGUUCUUAAAGGUGUGGUGCUGUUUUCAUCUGCGGUGUACUUCGCGGAAGCCGGAAGUGAGAACAGCUUCUUCAAAUCCAUACCUGAUGCGUUUUGGUGGGCGGUCGUGACAAUGACGACCGUAGGAUACGGAGACAUGACGCCUGUGGGCGUAUGGGGCAAGAUUGUGGGCUCGCUGUGUGCCAUCGCCGGCGUGCUCACCAUCGCGCUGCCUGUGCCUGUCAUCGUAUCCAACUUCAACUACUUCUACCACCGCGAGACUGAUCAAGAAGAAAUGCAGUCCCAGAACUUUAACCAUGUCACUAGCUGCCCGUAUCUUCCCGGCACUAUGGGCGAGCCAUACUUGAUUUCAGGGCCAAUUCACAAGAAGUCUUCGAUGAGCGACGACUCUUCAUCAGAGAUGAUGGAGCUGGACGAGAGCGCGCUGGUGACGGACCCGCAUCUAGAGUCCAACCUGCGUCGGCUGCAGGAGGAGGAACUCCUGCUGCUGGAGCAGCAGGCCACCAUG